This is a messenger RNA of Stylonychia lemnae, 1674 nucleotides long. The record is from the annotation of a GenBank genome assembly. Lineage: Eukaryota; Ciliophora; Spirotrichea; Sporadotrichida; Oxytrichidae.
AUGGAACUGUCCUAGUCAACAACAAUGAUAAAAAUGAUGGAACAGGGGGCUUUAUACUUCAAAUUGAUGAAGCAAGUGAUAGAGUUGACUAAAGAAUUAUGUAAGAGAGAAAAGAAAGAUAGAGACAAGAACUAUAGCAAUGAAUUCAGGCUUAACAAUAGCACAUAAAAAGCAACUGAUCCUAUAAUUGAUAGUAAUAAUAAGCAGCCGGUUAUACACCAGAGCUCCUCAAAAAUACAGAUAAACACUAAAUUAUUCGCUCCGAAAUAGCGAAAAGAAAUCGAGUCAUAAUAUAAAAUCAAAGAAACUCUCGGAUAAGGCUCAUUUGGCUGUGUUAAGCGUAUUUAACAUAAGAUCUUGAAGGAGGAUAGAGCAUUAAAAAUCCUAAAGAAGGUUAGCAUUAAGAGUGAGUCAGAAUUCAUGCAUGAAAUUUCGAUGCUAAAAUCAAUUGAUCAUCCAACUGUGCUUAAAUAUUACGAAUGCUAUUAGGAUGAUUAUAAUUACUAUAUCGUUACAGAAUAUUGCUCAGGAGGUGAACUUCUUAACUUCCUCAUUAACAAUAGGGCUUUUAAUGAAUAAGUAGCUGCUAACAUUAUGAAACAGCUACUAUCAGCAGUGUCGUACUGCCAUUCUAGAGGGAUAGUUCACAGAGAUCUUAAGACAGAAAAUAUUUUGAUUAAAGAUUCGAAAGACAUUUACAAUGCUCAGAUCAAGAUAAUUGACUUUGGCAUUUCAUGCAAAAUUUAGCCUCAGGAAAAAUUAACUUCAACCUUCGGCACACCAUAUUAUAUGGCUCCUGAGGUAUUUAAGUAAAACUAUACUGAGAAAUGUGAUCUAUGGUCAUGUGGUGUAAUCCUUUUUAUUGUACUAUGUGGCUACCCACCAUUUAAUGGCAAAAACAUUUAGCAACUAAAGCGAAAUAUAAUGAAUGCGGCUUAUUCGUUUAGCAACCGAGCAUGGGACGGAGUUAACAAUACCACUAAGAAUUUCAUAGCUAAAUUACUAACCAUUGAUCCAUCAAAGAGAAUCUCAGCCGCAGAAGCCUUAAGUGAUAAAUUUUUCAAAGAAAAUUAAUAGUUUGUCCCCAAAGCCACAAAAGAUGACACCUCCUAUCUUUAAGCUAUGAAUAAUUUGAAGAAUUUUGACUCUCACUCAAAAAUGAAUCUAGCUUUAAAAUCUUACUUAGCAAACUAUUUGAUAUAGGAUGAAUACGAGAAAAAUCUGAGUAAAAUAUUUUAAGAUUUAGAUAUUGACAGGAGUGGCACAUUAUCCAAGGCUGAGUUUAAAAAAGCCUAUAAAUUUUUCGGUGAAAAAACCUUCUUGCUAGAUGAAGAGCUUGAUGAAAUAUUUGAAAGAGUAGAUACUAACAAUAAUGGCCAAAUAGAUUAUUCAGAGUUUAUCACUUCGGCUUCAAACUUGAAUUAGUUAAUGAGCGAGAAAUAACUAAAGGCUGCCUUUAAAGCACUUGACCUUGAUGGAAAUGGAUAGAUUAGUUUCUAAGAAUUUGAAGAGAUUUUCGCAGCAGGCAUGGACAUAGACAAAGAGGAGCUGCAGGGCAUUUUCAGGGAAAUUGACACUACAAAGAAUGGACUCAUUAAUUUUGAAGAAUUCAAGACCUUUCUCAAAAAAAUAUUUCAGAAAAUUAGCUCUGUUUAGAGGAUAGCGCAACAUUGA